Messenger RNA from Eupeodes corollae, 16626 nucleotides. Its product is annotated as smoothelin-like protein 1. Gene Ontology annotation, cellular component: microtubule organizing center; filamentous actin. Bases 402 to 15839 code for a protein of 5145 amino acids. Gene Ontology annotation, biological process: actin cytoskeleton organization. Gene Ontology annotation, molecular function: protein binding. NCBI's taxonomy places the organism in Eukaryota, Metazoa, Arthropoda, Insecta, Diptera, Syrphidae. The transcript is spliced from 18 exons. The record is from RefSeq and is a predicted model, not a curated record.
AAUUUCAAAAAAAUUGACAGUUUAAGUAGGACAGUUUUAUUUUUUCAAAAAAUAAAACUGAAAAGAUAUUUUUGAAAUAUUAAGAAAACAUUUUGAUAUUUUAAUACAAUUUGUGUGUGUCUUACGUCAACAGUCCAUCGCAGAAGAAGAAAAAAAUAUAAAACUUAACAUUGCGUUCACACUGCGCUCUUCUAACGGAAUACGAUACCAAGCCAAAAAUAUAAACCACCUAAUCAAUCACCGGGCCCAGGCAACAACAAAAACAAACAUAAUAAACGCGGUUUCGUUUUUGCGUUUAAGUUACAUUCUAAACUUACAUUUUCUAAGUGGGCGACUUCAUAAGUCAAAUUCUAGUUUCAGGUGUGCACCGCCCCUAAAUUGCAGCACAUCAGGCCGUCAGAAUGGAGAUUGAAUGUGAUUUGGCUUCCAUCCGAGAUGAGGAUUUGUUGAGAAAAAUGUGGCAACAAUCUGAAGAUUUCGGUCGAAAAAAAGAAAUACGUUCGCACUUGUAUAAAUUACGUGAAUCGAGACUUCGAGAAUUCUAUUCAACAGGCGGUCCAGCAGGCGGUGAAAUAAUGAAUCCAGCAACAGAUAUGCACUUUGGCAAGACCCCUUUGACACCAAGUCAUGGGGACUCGCUGGUCGAUCAGAGUUUCCAGAGUUUGAAAUCGAAGGAAAUUCGUGACUCACUGAGUCCAACGCACGAAAUAAAGUUUCGCAAUAGCGGAGGUGUUGCCGGGGGAGUAUUGGUGCCGGACACUACUGGUUGGGAUGUGCAGACUUCAUCAGAAGUAAGUCCAGAUGGGAGGGCGUUCCGAACUGAGUCAUUGGCCAAAACAGAUGGUGUUGAAAAAAUACCUGGAGGUCAUGCAGAGUUUGCUGGUCGAAACGAACAAAAAUCAAGUGCUUCCCAUCAGGGUGACGACAAGAAUUAUGUGAAGAAAGCGGCUGAGAGUUCGAAGACACACUUGCAAGAGAAAGUCGUGAUUGGGGAUGAAAAUUCGGGCCGUACUGAAAUGAAGAGUAGUUCGGUGACGUCAUCGUCUAAAGUUAUCUCUUCGUCAUCACAACAGGUGUUCUCGAGUGAAGACCCCGGAUUCGACAUGCAACCCAGACGUUUAACAAACCAUCAGGAUCAACACUACCAGAACGUGCUCCAAAAGGCGAACAACAACAGUUCGAGUACUGUGCAAAGUGAGCGUCAGCAAUUUUCACGCAAUGAACGCAACGAACGACAAGAAACAUCGAGCAACACAAUCGAAGAAAGCAAGAAGUACGUUGAUAUGGACAAAGCUUCUCCCGAAUAUCAACAGCAUGUCCAGUAUUUGAUGUCCCAACCCGGUGCCAUAGUUUCGAAUACUGUUGAGUAUCCGAAACCAGGAGUAAAGAUGAUCACCACUGUGAAGAAGCUGCCUGAUGGCACCACAGUUAAGACCAAACGCUAUGAGACUGAGGCCUCUGCUGCAGCUGCUGACACCACAUCGAUUUCGCAGACAAUGAAGCAGCAGCAGAAAAUUUCAUCGAACACAUCGACAACACAGAAAUUGACCGAGAAACGAAUUGCAGACUCGGAAGAUGUUUUCACACGUUUGUCUAGAACUCGUGAUGCUAAUGUUCCAGCAAGCCCCCGACAUGCUCCUGAAACUCCAUCCCAGGAGGAUAUUUAUUCUCGCUUACAACAAUCUCGUGAUACAAAUGAACAAAAGUUUUCCGAUUCAAUUGAUCAGCGAUCAACACAGAUUCUUCGUGAUACCAAUCAACAUCCGGGAUCUAGGAAUGCACCAAUCCGUCGUCCUAGUGAUCUGGUGGAAAAUGUUGAAGUGAUCUCCAAAACGAAUAAGACAAUCAAGAAAGAUCUCAGCCAAAGCAUUCGCAGCGAAAAGAUCACCAGCUCAGAUUUCAUUCAAAACGAGCGUGAUCGUUACGUCCGCGAUCAUGAGAGUCCAAGCCGUCGUGGGCCAGAUGGUUAUCCCGAAGCACUUGCUCCCAUCACACCCAGUAGACAUGGUCGUCCACAGCCUGAUGAUUACCCAACUAAUGGAUAUAACGCCACUGAAGUCAUCAAGCAGUCCUCUUCGUCAAAGUCGUCGGCUAAGUUUUCAGAGAACCGUCGCUUCUCCACUGAAACAGUUGAGAGCUAUCAUGAAAACGAAAACCAGGACUACACUACUCAGGGAUAUCCAUCGAACAGGCGACCAAUCAAUGAGCCUAAAGGACAAUCCCCAUCAGGAGGACGUCCUGGUCCAGACUAUUCGACCCAUGGUUUCCCUUCGGUAAGAUCGGACAAGCCAACUCAGCAACAUCCAUCGGAUAAACCAAGGUCUCCAGAUGAGCACAACACUACAGAAAGGGUGCACAUCAUUCAUACUGAUCGCAACGAUACAACUCGGUCCAAUUACACAACAAAUGAAACACGCCGUAAUGUGACUUCGACCAACGAGGACUACAGUACCCAUGGAUUUCCUUCGGUCAGAGCUGGAACUCCAACAAGAGACUCACCCAGACGCCCAUUAGGAGCUGAACCAAGUCCCGGUGAGUCCCCAAGGCGUCCUUCAGGUCAAGAACCUCCAGCACAUCAGGCACGUAGGCCACCAACUGAUGGAUACUCAACACAUGGUUUUCCAUCAGUGAAGAAUGGAAGUCCAACCGAGGACUCACCAAGACGUCCAUCGGGUGCUGAGCCUACAAGUCAAGGUCGCAGGCCAACCACAGAGGACUUUUCCACCCACGGUUUUCCGUCGGUGAAGCCAGGUCGCAGCACUCCAACACAGUCGGCUCCUCAAUAUGAGAGUUCCCCUCGUGUCGAUCGCGAGGACACUGUGUCCGUCACCUCGGACCGCAGCAACAGCAUCACAUACGAAAAGAAGAUUGAUGCCGCUCAUCAAGCUUUUGCGCGAUCACUUCGCUGUGCUUCCCCUGUGGAAUCUGUUCGUCGUGAUAGUACUUCCGACCGUCACACUCCAAGAUCAAGCAUCGGUUCUAUUCGAAACUCUUACUCUCCAUCCAAGCGAGACGGGCGCAGUCCAUCUCAUGACAGCGUCACCAAUUCCGAAUCAAGUCGCAUCAGCUCUGCAACUGUUACAAAGUCGCACAAACCAACCGAAGUAAGACGUCUGUCUAGCCCCAAAAGUCCAAUCGGGAAAUCAUCACCUAGCCAUGUGUCAAAUGAGACAAUCGACCUGACUCUAACUAGAAAGAUCACAGCCAGGCCCUCGCCGGACAAGGCAGCCGGAAAACCGACAACAAUUAAAGAGGAGCAGCCCGUUAUAGUUGAGCCUAUCCUGCGCAAGAAAAUAUUUGGUGCAACCGAAGAUUUUCUUGCAAGCGAAGGUGUUAUUGAGAAACCGAUCAAUAAAAACCAAUACUAUCAGCUUGGUCUAUCCGAUGCAACACUUCCGUCUAGUCGACUAGCUAGUAAAUUGCUUGGUACAACUACCAAUACUUCUCGUAGGGCCCACCACAACACCGAAGAAGAAUUAAACACACUGAUCGAUACAGCCACAAAACACACCACCCCACAUCCUCAAAAAUCACCAGUAACACCAACAACAAGAUCUACGAAAAACAAAGAACCCAAGACCGUUCAAGUUCAACCGAAAACCAUAUAUAGUAAGAAGCCCUUAACCGCCAAGCCCGAGGGAUACAUAACCCUCAGCGAGGCCAGCGAAAUCACCGAGAAACAUAAUCAGACGACAGACAAACAUGUAUCCUAUCCCCAUUACAUUCCUAGUGCUCCAAAAGCCGACCGAUCACCAUCAGACAGACCAACAACGAACAAUUUAUCAUCACCAGCACCAUUUUCCACAACCACAACCAGCACCACCCCUCACAAUGCACCUAAAUCCACGAAAGACAAUAAAGUCAAAUCACCAUCCAACACAACCACUCCGAAGCCAUUAUCUUCUCCAUCUAAAGUCGAUAACAGUACCACAUCUAGAUUUACUAAAACUGUCAAAGUUGAAAACGCCAUAAAUCGUGACACGACAACCAAGACAAGACGACAACCCGAUCAAGAACCGGAGUCUGAGUUAGAUACCGAGCCAUUGGCAGAACCUGAAGACCUCGACGAGGGCUAUGUGCCAGAUAGAAAGGGCAAGAGGAAGCCAAGCUCUCAGCGUCCAACUUCGGAUGAUGAAGGCUUUGAACCUGAUUCUCCGAGGGCUGGAUCACCAACAAGUGACUUUGAGUAUCGUAGACCUGAACAAGUUCGGGAGACCUACGACGAGGAAGAUUCGAUAUUUAAAAAGACAAAGCGCACUGACAAGAAAGUUGUCACAAAUGAUUUUCUCAAUACCGAACGAAAUGUGACCAAAACACGAACACCUCAAGACACACCAUCUCAUCCGGUCGAUGAAGAACCAAAACGUCCAGGGCAAGAUGGCCGUAAGCCAUCAUACUCGGUUGACAAACCAACGGAACCUUAUGAUGAUGAAGAACCAAAGCGACCUCAGAGGCGUCCUAAGGAAGAUAUCACUGAUCAAACCCCAUCAACCAAAGACCGCAAACCUUCGCAAUUGGUAGAUGAACCUAGGAAGACCAAGGGUCCCGAAAAUGAACCUAGUUAUCCAGACGAUGACAACCGAAGGCCAUCUCAUGGCAAGGAACCAUCUCGUCCAGAUGAUGAGUCCACUCGUCCAUCUGAACCAUCAAGGCCUAGAGGAACAAAGCCUCCGUUAGAACGUAGUGAGACCUUUGAAGAACGCUGUCGUCAAAUUUUGGGUAUGAAUUCAGAAACAGUUGUUGAUCAAACGAAUAAAACUCAGGAGUUUAUCGAAACUGAACGAACAACAGUUGAUUCGAAACACAAGCCUUCUGAUAGUUCUCCAAGUCCCAAGAAGAGGCAACCUAGUGACACUGUAAGCAUUGAAGAUUGUGACGACGAUGAUGAUGAUCAGUCCUAUCCUAGCAAGACAACAAAGACUACAACAACUGUCAAAACCACUCGAGAGUAUCCUCGCGAUAGGUCUCCAAACAAGAAAGAACCAACAUCUAGACCAAAAGAAGAUAAUACUGGUGAUCGCCCACGUGAUCGAUCUCCAGUGGGUAAACUUCCAAAAGGACCUAAAACAAAUGAAUAUGACGAAACAACUACAAUAGUGACAACAACGAAGAUCACCGAUGAUCGUUCGCCGUCCCCAAACCGAAAAUCUCCAAGAGAAGGCAAGCCAACUUAUGAAGAUAAUAUCCGUCCAAGAGGUCGUUCUCCAACUGGGAAGGUCGAUGAAACUACAACUUCCCGAAAGACCACGAAAGUGGUAGAUGAAAUUGACGAAAGAACAACUCGUUCAAAACCUGGCUCUAGGCCAAGAGAUCAAUCUCCUCAAGAAACUCGGCCAGGUGAUAAGUCUCCUAGUUUUGGACGUUCACCAAGUCCGAAUAAAAAGCAACCCAGCGAUACGGUUAGCAUUGAAGAUUGUGAUGAUGAUUCAGAUACUCCUAGUAAAUACACCACCAGCAAGACAAAAACAACUACAACAACUGUCAAAACUACCCGUGAUGAACCUCGAGAUAAGUCACCAUCAACUGAAAGAAGACCAAACCGAAAGACUCCCAAAGAGGUGCAACCAAGUGAAACAGAUGAUGAUUACCAUCCGAGGGAUCGUUCUCCAUCAGAAAAACCAGGAAGAGUCAAUGAAACCACAAGUAUCCAAAAGACCACUGAGAUUGUUGAUGAAAUUGACAGGAAAACGACACGUUCCGGACCUGGCUCUCGUCCAAGAGAUCAAUCUCCACAAGCAAGGCGACCAAGAGAGGAAUCUCCCACAAAUGAUCGCUUACCAAAAGAUCGAUCUCCUUCUGAAACAAGAACUUUUAUCACCACUAGAGAAACUACUUUUGAUGUAGAUACUACCACUCGUGGAAAGUCUCCAUUGAAGCAGCCAGCAGGUGAAGAAAGUCCUUCUCAUAGGUCUCCUCAGGAUAAAUCUCCUUCGAAGAAGCCAACUCGUGGAACCAGCCCAAGUGGUGACUACCCACGUGAUAGAUCCCCAACCGGAAAGCCAGUUCGUGAAUCGAGCCCAACUGGUGAGACUCCUCGCGGAAAGUCUCCUUUAAAGAAGCCAAUCCGUGGUUCAACUCCAACUGAAGAGUAUCCACGCGAUAGAUCUCCAACCCGAAAGCCAGUUACUGAUGAAACCGUCAUAAUCUCUACUACCACUACUCAUUCUAAUGUUACAGACGGUGUUAUCGAAGAUCGUUAUCCUUCAUACACUCCAAAAAGCUAUCCCCGUGAUCGUUCACCAAUUGAUAAACAGAAAACUAAGCCUCAUCACAUAACAGAAGAAGAGGAUGUAACAAUUCAAACUUCCAAGAAAACAAAGAAAAUUUCGACGGAAGAAAUUCAUGAUGAUGUCUUUGAGGUGAAACGUCCUCGAGAACGGCAGCCAGAUACACGUGAUGGCUCAUAUAUAUCUAUCCCAAGAGACCAAUCACCCACUGAGCCGUCAAGUCGGCCAAGGACAAAUGAAACUCCUCGUGAUAGAUCUCCUGAGAAGCCAACAACAAAGGAAACCAACGUGACUAUAACCAAGAAAACUACUAAGAAAACGAGUGACAUAACAGUUCAAAGUGAAUUUCCUGAUAAGUCUCCAGUCUCACGACCAAAAGACUCGCCUCGAGAUCGAUCUCCAAGCAAGAAACCAACAACUGACGAAACUGAAGAAUAUAGAACAACGACUACAACUCGUCGAACACAACCUAAUGAUUAUCCUCGUGAUCGAUCUCCCGUUGAUGAUCUUACUCGACCAAAAACAAAGAGCAUCAACGAAACUCAUAGGAUAGACAAGACAACAGUCAUAAAUGAGUUUUUGGACACUGAGAGAGGAGUCGUCGAAAGACCACAACGUCCUAAGGACAACAAACCUUUCGAUAACAGAUCCCCUGACCAGUUAACUUCUCAACCAAAAGAUUAUCCCGUCACAAAAGAAUCUCCAACUUCCAAACUUAAAGGUCCAAUAAGAACAAGCAUUGAUGAGUCAACGACCAUAAAAUCUAUAAAAACAACAAAGGAUACAAGAAUUGAAAACGAAGUUAAAGAAGUCUUCCCAACAACUCGUCCUCGUGAUCGUUCUCCAACAGAAAAACCACUAAGGAGCCCCAAAAUUGUUACCACUGAGACCACAACAGAAUAUGGCAUCCGAAGUCGACCACGAAGUCGUUCACCAUCUGAAGAACCCGAGAAACCAUCGGAUACUGAAGAAAUCGAUGAAACUUACGUUCAGAAGACAUCGAAGAAAACAGAGAAGAAAACUAUUACUACGGACUUGGACGUUGAUGUUGUAAAACCAAGUCGUCGACCAAGACCAACAGGAACUGAGGAUCAGCCAAGGGAAAAGUCUCCUCAAAAAUCCAAACCUAGUGAUCGUUCUCCAUCUCCUCGCUCGAGGUAUCCAAAAGACCAAGGGCCAAGACCAGUCGAAAAUCGCCCUCAUAGCAAAUCUCCAGUUGGAAAACAGCCCCGUCAGAGCUCACCCUCCGAAAAAUCACGAAUCUAUAAAUCCACUGACGAACAAACAAAUGUUGUAAAUAAGUCAAAAACUACAAAAGUAACUACAACAUCGACAGAUGUAGAAGACGUUGAGUUUGAAAACCGUCCCCGUGGAAGAUCACCAUCUGAAAAACCAAGAACUACAGGUCCUAAUCAGUCGCCCAGAGAUCAACCCCGUAGGUCAUCACCAACAAAAGUACCACGAGAUCGUGAACCAGUCGAUACAGAUUACGAAGAAGUUGUUAAACGAACAAACAAGACAACAAGAAAUGAAACAACUUUGGAAGAAAGGAUUGAUCGAUCACCCAUCAGGAAAUAUCCUGAGGACAAACCAAGAGAAAAAUCUCCCUUAUCAAAGAAUAGAGGACCAAGACCAACAGAAGAAACCGAAAAUCAUUUUCCAAAGAGCCCACGAGGAACUUCUCCAUCAGAAAAGCCAACAUCAAGAGAUUAUCCUCGUGACAGGUCUCCUACUGAUAAACCAGGGUCAAGGAACUAUCCUCGUGACAGGUCUCCAAGCGAUAAGCCCAGACAACCUAGCACGAUUGAAAGAACUACCACUGAGUCUACAACAACAACUGAGCGUUUGUCAAAAAGCCCGAGGGGAACUUCUCCCACAGGCAAACCACAUCCUAAAGACUAUUCUCGUGAUAGGUCUCCAUCUGAUAAGUCUAAAAAACCGGGAGUAUUUGACGAAACUGUUAUUGUUGAAACUACUUCUGAGUCUACAACAACUAAAGACCGCUUUUCAAAGAGUCCCAGGCAUAGUUCUCCAUCAGAGAAACCUGGUCAAAGAGAUUAUCCUCGUGAUAGAUCUCCGACAGAAAAACCAAGAAAAUCAGUGCCAAAUCAAGAAACAAGUCCAACUAGGAAACCAAUAGGUCGUCAGCCAAGACCAGUCGGAGAGACGGUUGUUCAGAGAACAGUAAAGACAACAACUGUUGAUGACCGUACAACAAAAACUCCUCGUGGAUCAUCGCCCAUUAAGACAUUACCUCGGGAGAGAUCACCAACUCAGAAACAACCUACAAAAGAUAGUCCCCGCAGAACAUCACCCUCAGAGAAGCCCAGUAGACGUCAACCAGUUGUAAGCGAGGUUGAAAAAACUGUUCGAAAGACCACCUCUAAAUUCAAUAAAGAUAAAACAAUUUCGGAAAAGAUAAUAGUUCAAGAUCAUCCUCGAAGGAAAUCACCAUCGGAAAAGCCACGAAGACGCCCAACAAGUGACGAUGAAACCGAUGAAGAUGAUGAAAAUACUGAAACCGUUAUUGCUGUGUAUACUAUUGAUGGUGAGACAGUAAAGAAUCAUCCCCGUGAUUUGUCUCCAUCGGGUAGACCUAAACAACCAAGGGAGUACUCUCCCAAGAGACCUCAAACAAAUGGAGAUUCUCACCGUCCAACUGAUGAAGAAACUGAAGAAAUAUUUAUCUCAUCUACCACAAGGCUAACAAAGCAAAGCAAGACUUUCGAUAUUGAAGAGGAUGAAGAUCAUUCACCUAGAAAAACAUAUCCGGCAGAUAAGCCAAAAAUCACACGUGGUCAACCCCGCUUAACAUCUCCUUCGGGAAAGCCCAGAACACGCCAACCAACUGACGAAAGCAUUGAUAUUACGGUUGUGAAGAAAACGAGUAGAACACAAAAAGGUGAAACUACUGUUGAAGAAACUGAGUAUCGGUCCCCUGAAGAUCACCCUCGUGACCGAUCUCCUUCGGGAAAACCAUCAUCGGUUAGAUCUUAUCCCCGUGAUUCAUCGCCCCAGAAGCCAAUCGAUGAAGACAUUGAUGAUGAGACCAUUGUUGUCAAAUCAUAUAGAAAAAUACCUUUCGAUGAUAGUAAGUCUCCACUGCAGAAACCUAAUGGACCCCACACUACUGAAGAAACGGUUCUUUACACAACAAAGAUUACAUCACAAAUUGAAGAUUAUCCUCGGGAUAGAUCUCCGUCUGACAAGCCUGGCACACGAUCCUAUCCACGGGAUAGAUCUCCAACGGAAAAGCCCGGAACAAAGACUUACCCUGGUGAUAAGUCACCAUCAGAUAAGCCAACUCGACCAAGACCAAGCAAACUAGAAGAAACAACCAAUAGAAGUACGACAGUGCAAAGAAAGGUCCAAGAGACUGACUUCGAAAAGCGAUAUCCUAAAGGCCGUCCUGGAGACCAGUCGCCAAGUGAGAAACCAUCGACUUUGCGACGCCCAAGUAAACUUUCUACCACUACAACCACAACAACUACUACUCGCAAUCGAUCGACUCUAGAUGAGCAAGAUAUAAAUAGGACUCAACGUCCUCGAACUCAACCAUCCACAAGGGAUAAGAUCCCAACUAAAACCACACCACUAUCUUCCACAAGAUCUCAACCGACAACAGAGAGACGAGUACCAGCUGAUUUGCCAUCACCAAUCCGUAAACCGAAAUCAACUUUUGGUGCAACAACUAAAACAACAACAACUGUAACUUCACGUUUAACUGGAGCAACUCGUCCGAAACCAACAACAGAAUCACCCAAGAAGCCAUCAAAACUCCCUGUCGAAUCGAGACCAAGUUCAAGGCCAACCGAGAGGAAACAUUCACCAAGCAUCUCACCAGACUCGAGCCCAUCACGUCCAAGCAGCGAUGUUGAAGUUGACUCUCCGUAUCGUUCUCCAAACAUGAGUCCAUCCAGAAAGUCACCAAGUCCAACGAGGUCCGUAAAACUAGAAGACAUCACAGAGACCGUUAGUACUACGCGGAAGACAACAGUGUCCAUUGACAAGUCAAAGCCAAAGGUAACACACGUUACGACGGCUAAAUUCCAAGUUACCCCUCCAACUUCACCAACCAAAGUAACUAGUUCACCAGAAAAGUUUUCACCAUCGUCGAAGAAGCCAUCAUCAAAAGUUCCGACAUCAAAGUCAAAUGGAAGCAAGUUUACGAGUGACACGACCACAACUAAAAAGGUGACCAGCAAAGUUUACAAAGAGGUUCCCGUUCCAACGGACUCUGAAAGAGACUCUGAGGUCCCUACGGACGCUGAAGAGGUUGAUACUUCUUUCCCACAAAAGCCUUCUUCAAGAAAACUUCCGGUCACUGAAAGGAAAGAGUCUGCGCCGGUUCAUCGUGUAACAAAGGUGAACAAGGAUGUCCAAAUGUCGAGGUCAACAAGCGAGAACAUUAUAAAGACUCCAAUCAACAGACGUCCUGUAAGAAAUGAACCUCUGGAGACGCAACGUGAAUCUCCAAGACCCAUAAAUGGCGAUAGGUCUUCUCCUAAAACUGAACGACGCCCCAGCAAGCAUCUGAGUACCAAAACUAUCAAUUUGACCACAUUUGACAAGGUCAUCAAUAGUGAAGACAUGGAAAAUGUUGUAAUCGAUAUUCAGCACGCCAAAAGCUCUAGGGAACCAUCACCAAACAAAAUCGUUCCAACUCCAGUUUCAGUCGAUAUCUACACAGGCAAACCACGCUAUCCUGAUGUUGUUCAGGAACCAGAGGAUGAGCCAAAGAGGAAGCCAAAUGUGAAAAACAUUCCAAUAUUUGAAGAAGAGACUAAUGAUUUUGUGGGAUGUCAGAUCACCGAGGUCAGUGAAGAGACAAACGAGAAUACGGUCAGAGCUCGUACAACAAAGUUUAUCGAAAAAGAGUCGAUUCCCAGAAGACAAACUCCAAAAAUUAUCACUGGGGAUAAUGUUGAUAGUGAGUGCCUCCUAAGUGUUCAUGACAAGGUUUCUAAAUUCAUAAGCACUGCCGAAGAAGUGAGCAAGCCAAAGACAUCGGCUCCAUUCCGCAGAGAUAUUCCUGAAAAAGAUAUGCCUGAAGACGACGAUGAGUGUCUUUUAACGGUCGAUGAAAAGGUCAGUAAGUUUUUAAAAACUGCCGACAGUGUUACUAAGGAGGUUAUAACUUCGAAGCCCCGACGAGUGGAGAGGCCAAGUAUUGAGGACUUAGAUGAAGACCUUAAAACCGACGAGUGUGUCUUGAGUGUUUCGGAAAAGGUCAAUAAGUUCACAACAAAGGCCGAAAAACUGGCUCCGUCAGCUCCACAAAGGUCACCUGAGCUUGUAGCACGUAUUGAGAGACAAAUAUCAAGACCAAGUGAUGUUGAAGAGUCCGAGAGCCCUGAAGAUAGUCCUGUUUCGGUUAGAAAGUUCAAGCCAACUUCACCUCUAACCGAGAGAACUGAAAAGAAAUAUACUGAACGACAGAUUGAUAUUCUUUCGAGACCAUCCGUUUGGGAAAAGAAACCAAAACCUGACGUGAAGCUCGAUGAUAUCAUUGGCUUUACACCGGAAGAAGAACCAAGAAGGGAAGGCUCUCCCAAAACCUAUCCCGAAGAUGGAAAGUCAAAACCAGAUAAGUCAAUUGAUUCAGUGUCCAAGAGGAAGGAACUAUUUGAGAACAAAGUUUCUACCAACAAGACUACAACUACAACAAUAAAGCAGAGCUCUCCUGAAAAACGUCCCAGUAGGCCAGCAAAAUCACCUUCAGAAAGACAUCCAUCCGAUGACUCGGAUUCGAGAUAUCCAAACGAAUUCAUUCCUCAGUAUGUUGAUGGAUACGCUCACCAGGAACCAGAUGAUGAUGUUCAUAAAGAUGUCUAUGGUUCUUCAAGGACACGUAACAUCUACGAAGUGUCACACCAAGAAACUGUUCAACGAUCAACGGAACGUUCUCCCACACGCAAAUCAAGUCAUCCCGAGAACCGACCAACCACACAGACUACCAUCAAAUCUCCUCGACAACCCGAAGACAAAACACCAUCACGUAGGUAUUCAGAAGAUCACUCACCCAGGUAUCCAACUAGAGAUCAGCCAUUGUCUGAUCGCUACACGGAAACACGUGAAUUGUCAGAUCACACAACUCGUAGAAGAUCAUCCACACAAGAAUACCCAGAACGUAGAACUCCAUACAAUGGUUCACCUUCCCCACGUAGAAACCAACAACCUGUUGAAGAGCCUGAGGAUUAUACCUUCAGCUCUAGGCGGGAUGAAACUACAACACACCACACGACACGAAAUGCUCCACGCACUCCAAAAGACAAUCCCUUAAAUGAAACCUCUUUUCUAGAUGACGAUGAACGAGACCUCUCACCGGCUCGAUCAACAAGCACGGUCUCGUCCCACAAACAAGUUACCACCCAUAGAUCAACAUCAAAGCGGGUAACUGAAGACAUCUCAUCAAGGCGUCCUCGACGUCCGUCUGGCAAUGAACCAUCCACACCAACAUCAAGCGGAAGAACACCCCGAGGCAGAGCAGUUCCAGAGACUGUUGCCGCACGUCGCAAUAUUUUCGAGAAAUCUCCCGGAGAUAUUUCACCAAUGCCAACGAAUAGAAGACCAUCGUACAUGGAGCCAACUAAGAGUUCUCUUGAACACCGAAAAGACUCCCUAGAGAUAACAAAGACAAACUACUCCCGUAAGUCUUCCGUCGAUGAAGAACCCUACGAGCCAAGCCCAAGGACUUCUGUAAAAUUCGGUGUUGGAUUGAAGCAUAAAGAAGAACCAAAACCCAAACGCAAACUAAGUUCUUCGGAUAUUCCAAAUAUCGAAGAUGUUUACGAGCUUGAUCUUCUUGAAGAGAUGUUGAAUAUUGUCACUUUGUACGAACAAAGGAGGCGUAUUCGUGCUCAGAUUCGAGUGGUAAAGAAACUCCUUGAAACCAAGACCAAGGAAGAAGUUUCAAGAAUGACGAAGAUCAGUACAAUCAGAAAGACCUCAUCGUCUUCUGUAAGGGAAAGUCCAAUUCCAACUUCGAAGAGAGAAACUCCAGUGCGAUCAGAAAAAUACCAUCCACUGACAGAUGAUGAAAUUGACUCGGAAUCAAUAAUUGAAUCUCGCCAUAUUGAAGAACACGAAGAAAUCAUUCGUGAACGUAGCAUCAGUCCCAAGACUAAAACCAGCCGCAUUGUAACAAAGGUAACUGAAGUUCGAAAGAUUGGUGAACCAACAACACAGACCACAACAACGACUACAACCAAUAAACGAACACCUCUGAAGAAAGACGAACCCAAAGAUUCGAAACCCAUCUGGGCUACUAAGAAUAUUCUUAAAAAACCAUCGGAUAACGAGAAAGUCACUCGAGCUUUAUCGGCUAAGAAAACCACUUCGACUUCAUCGUCUUCCAUGUCUAGAACUCAACAGACUCAUCGCCAACGUGUUGCCACUGAUGAUGAUUGUGUAACAUCGAGUUACGGAAUCGGACCAACCGAUGAAGAUGGCAGGCCAUUGUUUGGUAUUCGGGCUCUUAAGAAGAAGACAACAACCAACACUAAUAACACUGUUCAGCCCAGUGAAACCACAAAAGUCACCGGAACAGUUAUAACGGAGAAAUAUUACUCAGAAAAUGGGGCCGAACCAGUUGGUGAACGAAAAGUGACCGUGUAUUCGACAAAUCCUGAAGAUUUGGUAGACAUGGAAACACAAUACGAUCGUCGUGACAGCGAAACUGUCAAACGCGAAAAACUUUCAAAAGACGGUUUGACAACAGUGACAAAGGUUCAGAAAAUUGGAAAGUAUAAGCCUGGUGAGAUUCCCUCUUUGACAGAUGAUGCUGAGUUUACAAAAGCCACCUCGAAAAUGGUCCGUCGUGGAUCAGUCAAAGAAAUGAGUGAAAAAUUUAUUCGCAAAGAAUCAUCAUCGUCUGUGACAGAAAAGUCCAGUGGUUAUCCAAAAGCUGGUCUAAUCCUACGCACACGAACUAAUUCCGGAGCUACCGCUGAUGCAGCCGAUCAAUAUGAAGUUCGUGCUAAAUCAACUGAAUACGAUUAUGAUUCAGAAGAUGAUGUUGAAAUCCGUUCAUCAAGAAAGCAUUCGAAAGUUGUGACCGAGAGUGAAGAUGAAACAUCAGAAGUACGACGAAAGAUCAAUACAAGAUCAUUUUUGAACAGCGGUGGCUCAAAAGUCACUGGAGUCGAUGAUGUUCUUGACAGAAUGAGAAACGCCGAUAACGUUGUUGUGGAUGGUGAUACAAUGGAAGACCGUGAAGCACGAUCAUUGUUAAAUAAAUUCCUUGGAGCAAGUGUACUAAUGUCAGGAAUGGAAUCAAUGAUUCCACAAAUGGAACUUAGGAAGUCGACAGCAGGUGCUGAUAAUAAACAAGAGGUUAAAACAACUCGUGUAACGAAAACGAUUAAAUCCGGUACCACCGGUGGAAGCUCUUCAUCACCAGUUGCCAGAGAAACUUGUGAUUUCGAGGAGAUUUGGGACGAAGAAAUUUUAAAACAAUUGCUUGAAAAAUCAACAAGCUACGAGGAACGUCGAUCAAUACGUGCACGUCUAAGACAACUAAUGGCUGAACGCGAAGCAUGUGCUGAAUUAAAGGCUAGCGCUAAAGCUGAGCUUAACGAAACAAAAGUCAAGACAUCAACCAUAGUUGCUGAAGCUGAAGAUGAAAGCAGUGGAAGUGAAUACGAAGAGAUUAUCGAAGAAUACACUGCUUCUGAAGACGACGAUGAAGAUGAAGAAACAACAACAACCACCACAACUGUAAUUGCUGACAAACAACAAAAAGACGAAGUAAAAGAAGAGAAAAGCACCAAACAAAUAACAGAAGGUAUAAAAAAGACAACAAUAACCAAGAAAGAAGAACCAAAGUCGGUAGAGAGUAAGAAAACCGUGAUAGUUGAAACGACUACAGUUGUCGUUGAAGAAGAUAAUGAUGAUGAUGAUUCAUCUGCAUCUCACUCUAAAGAAAAGAAACUCAGUGCAAAAUCAUCAAAAGAAGAAGAGACAAAUAUUGUCACCAAAGAAAACGAUAAUGAUGGAGACAGUGACUCGGUGUCCGAUAGCAAGGGACUAUCGACAACAACAACUGAAAAAACCGAAACUAAGAAAGAAGAUGGCGGAGUUGUUACAACAACUACAAAAGUUACAACAAGAACUAUAUCUGGAGCACCAAAACCAGUCUCACCAUUUGCCAAGUUUCAACAACUUGACAAACAGAACUCCCUGCAAUCUCCGAAAUCUCCGCUUACACCAACAACCCCAGGGGGUUCUAGUACAACGCCAAUAUUCAGAUUUACUGAUCCGGCAUUAAAUGCACGCGCCGCCACUUUUAAGGAGCAACUUUUACAGUGGUGCCAAAGUAAAACGCAGGAAUACGAGAAUGUUCAAAUAACAAACUUUAGUGCGAGUUGGACAGAUGGUUUAGCAUUUUGCGCCCUGAUACAUCAUUUCUUACCAGAUGCCUUCGAUUAUUCUAAAUUAAAUCCUAAACAGCGAAGAUACAAUUUUGAACUCGCUUUCCGAGUGGCUGAUGAAAAAGCCGGGAUUGCGCCGCUACUCGAUGUCGAAGAUAUGGUAGUGAUGAAAAGACCCGACUGGAAAUGCGUUUUUACCUACGUUCAAAGUAUCUACCGUCGGUUCCGCAAUUGCCAAUAACUUUUUUUUCAAAUACUUUUUCGUUUAAAAUUAUUUAUCAAAAAAAAAUAUACAUAAAUAAACAAAUUUUUUUAUUUUGCUAAACCAGCAGCCAAAAAUAUUCAAAGAACCAAAAACUUCAGGGUUAUUAAAUGCAUUUUCUAAAAUUACUCGUAUUUUAAAAUCUCUUAAUAAAUUAUUUGCAUAUUUUUUGUUUGUUUUAUACAAAAGAAAAAAUAUGCUUUUAGGUUGUUUAAAAAAUUAAAUAAAAACAAUUAAUUAAUUUAAGGUGCUCACUGUUGUAUCGAAUAUUAUUUAUUAAUUUAUUAUGAUAUUUGUUUUUUAUUCGUUUUGUGUCCUGUCUGACUUGAUGAUGAUGCUCGUUACUAUAAUAUUUGAACUAUCAAACUUAAUUAUGUAUUCCUGUGUUUUACCUUGAUUUACAAUUAAAAAUAUAAAAUUAAUUUUUUACUUUUUUAAAAAAAAUCACAUAUCUACGAAAUAAGUCUUGUUUUUUUUUAUGUUUUGUUUAUUAAAAUACUCGCGGAAAAAUUAAAACAUUGUUAGUUAUUAUUUUUAUUUUGAAAACAAUUUUAAAAAAACAAAAUCCAAAAAAUUAUAAACUAUUUAUUUACAUAUAUUAAAAAAAAAGAAAAUGAAAAACGUGUCCUUUGUCCUUUCGAAUUUAAUCAAAAUGAUCUUGUUGUUUUUCGCAGAUUUUGUUACAUUAAAAAAUCGCAAAUCAUAUUCAUAUUUAUAUUUAAAAAAAAGAACAAUAAUAAUUAGAAUUUAUAAGUAAUAAACAAAA